AUGACUAAAAGGUGGUUCCUUGGGCUGAAAUGGUGGCUUCCUCUUUUGGCUAUGCAAGUCAUGCAAGGCGAGGUGCCGAAGUCAUCGCUGGCGCCUAAUUGUGGCGGGGUGUCGAAGGCAUCGCUCGAGUCGAAUUGUGGAGGGUGCCAAAAGCGUAGUCCCCCAAGUCCCCAGGUAAGGACAUUUGGAAAGGAGAGAACUUUGCACGAGAGUGCCGAAGGUGAAGGGGUUGCUGAAGGCACAAAGUUGCACAAGGGUGCCGGAGGCGACACAAAGCUUGCGUGUCGCAAGACAAUGUGGCUAGGCACGAGGGUGACAGAGGCACAAGGGUGCCGGAGGCGACACAAAGCUUGCGUGUCGCAAGACAAUGUGGCUAGGCACGAGGGUGCCAGAGGUAAUACAAAGCUUGCGUGUCGCAAGGCAAUGUGGCUAGGCACAGGGGUGCCGAAGGCAACACAAAGCUUGCAUGGGUGCCGAAGGCAACACAAAUCUUGCAUGUCGCAAAGCAAUGUGGCUAGGCACAGGGGUGCCGGAGGCGACACAAAGCUUGCGUGUGACAAGACAAUGUGGCUAGGCACGAGGGUGCCGGAGGCGACACAAAGCUUGCGUGUCUCGGGAGUUUCGGCAGGUGCAUGGCACCUCGGAAGAGUGUCUUCCUUCGGCAGGGGAGAAGGCGUGUCUGCAUUGGUGUUAGUUGUUUUGAGGCUGGAUAUGAUCGGUUGA
This is a messenger RNA of Prunus armeniaca (apricot), 723 nucleotides long. NCBI's taxonomy places the organism in Eukaryota, Viridiplantae, Streptophyta, Magnoliopsida, Rosales, Rosaceae. The record is from the annotation of a GenBank genome assembly.